Sardina pilchardus (European sardine) is the source of this 2603-nucleotide messenger RNA. It is a transcript of the gene selp, whose product is annotated as selectin P. Gene Ontology annotation, molecular function: calcium ion binding. Gene Ontology annotation, biological process: cell adhesion. Lineage: Eukaryota; Metazoa; Chordata; Actinopteri; Clupeiformes; Clupeidae. The record is from RefSeq and is a predicted model, not a curated record. Gene Ontology annotation, cellular component: membrane. The transcript has 13 exons. Bases 179 to 2248 code for a protein of 689 amino acids.
CCCCACUAUCUUUGUGGCAAGUGUGCAGAGUUUCCUGUGGAUGUUGCAUUAAAAGAGAAAGGAAGGUUGCAAAACGUCCUUUUUGGCAGGAAUGGUGAUUCAAUAGUCAGGUCAGCUCUAGAGUGUGUGAAUGGGUCUGUUGGAUGCUGAUUCUACCAAAAAAAUCUGUCUAUGAAAGAUGCACUCUAGGAUAUUUCAUCAGCACCCAUCCAUAGUGACUGUGGCAUUGGGGAUUACUUUCAUUGCAAUUACUAAUGAUUUGCUUCCAAGUCGAAUGGGGGUUCAGGCCUGGACUUAUAAUUACACCACAGACCCACCCUUGACCUGGGAGUCGGCUCGAAGCUACUGCAGGGAGCACUUCACCGACAUAGUGGCGAUCCAGAACAAGGCUGAAAUCGCCUACCUCAACAAGGAACUGCCUCGUAACAGAGGCUACUACUGGAUCGGCAUCCGGAAGGUAGAGGGGAAGUGGACCUGGGUAGGCACCAAAAAGGUCCUGACACCCGAAGCAGAGAACUGGGCCACGGGGGAGCCCAAUGACCUGGGCGAUGGACAAGACUGCGUGGAGAUCUACAUCAAGAGAGAGCUGGACAUGGCAAAAUGGAACGACGAGAACUGUAUGAAGAAAAAGGGAGCUAUCUGCUACACAGCCUCGUGCUCUAAAGAGUCCUGCAGUCAGUUUGGGGAGUGUGUGGAGACCAUUGGAGACUUUACAUGCAGUUGUCACCUUGGCUUUGAAGGCCCUCGCUGUGAGAGAGCUGUGGUGUGUGGGCCAGUGCAAUCUCCAGAGCAGGGCUCCGUGGACUGUCUCCACACCUUCGGAGAGAACGCCUACAACUCCAGCUGCCAGGUCCGAUGCAAUGCAGGCUUCCAGCUGCAGAGGGCAGCACAGCUACUCUGCCUGGCCACUGGACAGUGGGACCAACAAACUCCGUCGUGCCAAGCUGUAAAGUGUCCAGCAGUGUCUGGUGCCCCCGGUGGAGGAAGUAUGAACUGCAGCCACCCCUUCGCUCCCCACAGCUUCACAUCUACCUGUGAAUUCAGGUGUGAUGAGGGUUUCCUGCUCCAAGGAGCUCAGAGAACAGAAUGUGACACCACAGGCCAGUGGACACAGCCAACCCCCACCUGCACAGUGGUCACCUGUGAUCCUCUGGUGCCUUCUGGAGUUGACGCCACCUGUGAAAAUCCACUGGGUGCCUCAUCCUACAACUCUACCUGCAGUUUCUCCUGUAAGACGGGUCACACCCUGACGGGACCACUCCGCCUCACCUGCCUGGCAUCUGGAACUUGGUCAGCAGUAGCACCUGUGUGUGAAGUGGUACGCUGUGGCCAACUAAAUGCCACUCUUAAUGGCAAGCUACGGUGUGAAGACCCUUUGAAAAAGUUCAGUUACAGCUCCACCUGCUGGUUAGACUGUGAUAGCGGCUUCAUCCUCAAGGGAAGCAACUCCACAUUCUGCUCCGCCCGAGGCCAGUGGAGUCAUGCCCUUCCCAUUUGCCAGGCUAUUGAGUGUCCUGCAGUGUCUGAUGCCCCCACUGGAGGAGGCAUGAACUGCAGCCACCCCAUUGCUCCCCACAGUUUUAACUCCAGCUGUGAAUUCAAGUGUGAUGAUGGAUUCCUGCUCCAAGGAGCUCGCAGGAUAGACUGUAGCCACACAGGCCAGUGGACACCCAAGGCUCCGACCUGCAAAGCUGUGGUGUGUGGUCCAGUGCGAUCUCCAGAGCAGGGCUCCGUGGACUGUCUCCACACCUUCGGAGAGAACACAUACAACUCCAGCUGCCAGGUCCGAUGCAAUGCAGGCUUCCAGCUGCAGGGGGCAGCACAGCUACUCUGCCUGGCCACCGGACAGUGGGACCAACAAACUCCGUCGUGCCAAGCUGUGGAGUGUCCAGCAGUCUCUGGUGCCCCUAGUGGAGAUGUGAACUGCAGCCAUCCCAUUGCUCCCUACAGCUUCACCUCCACCUGUGAAUUCAGGUGUGAUGAAGGCUUCCUGCUCCAAGGAUUUCCAAGAACAGAAUGCAAUGCCACAGGCCAGUGGAACCACCCAGCCCCCACCUGCACAGUGAGAGAGAGAUCACUGGGUGCUGCUAUGAUAAUGUACACAGCAGUGGGGGCUGCCUCUGCCCUCGGCCUGCUUGGUUUGAUUGGUCUUGUAUUGCUUGCGCGACGCCUUGCUAAGAAAGCCAGUAGCAGUAAGGAUGAUAUGUUGUGGAAUACUGGAAUCAAUCCAGUAUUCGAAGACAGAUAGAACAGAACAGAAACAAAUAGCAAAGCAAAUGUAAAUGCAAAUAAUAGUAUAAAUGUAUGAAAUACUUCAUAUGCUUAAAUGUAUUUGUUGUAAUCAAAUAAAUGAUGAUGGUUAAGUGUCCUGUAAUGUCAGGAGCAAAAAGUGAACCUUCCAGACAGUCAAGUCAUGUAAGUCAUGAAAACCGCCCUGUCAAGACUGUAGGCUAAUGACUAUUGUUGUGGAAAUUGUGAGGAAAGGAGAUACUGCUGUACAUCACAUAUGCAUUGUUAUGGGUCAGAUAUGCUAUUAAGAUCUAAACAAAAUCUAUACAAAUGAUGAAUAUUCAAACACUGUAUUAUGUGGGUAGUUGACAUCU